Molecule: messenger RNA, 2447 nt
Organism: Meloidogyne enterolobii
Lineage: Eukaryota; Metazoa; Nematoda; Chromadorea; Rhabditida; Meloidogynidae
Source: the annotation of a GenBank genome assembly
GGGAAAAAAGGGAACAAAGGGAGACAAAACAGCGCAAAGGAGCGAACGAAACGAAAUUUCGGCCAUCUCUGAUCUCGAAUAGUACAAGCUUUAUUCAAUUUGAUUCAAAACUAAAGAAAUUUCAAGUUAAUGACUUUAUCAGAAGGAAGACAAACAAAUAUAUACUGUCGCCUUGCACUCAACUGGCGUCUUUCUUACAUUGGCACUCAACUGCCCUUGACUUUUGAUUUUCCUGAAUUUCGAAAAAAUUUUCUGAAAUUUUUUAGUUUUCAAAAAUACUUUUUAAAAAUUUUUUUAUUUUGCAUAAUUUAAUUUGUUAUUCUACACAAUUAUAAUAUAUAUUUGGACUUGAAUUUUGAAUGGCCUCUUUAAUAAAGAAUCAAAUUGUAAAACAUUUGUCAACAUUUGCUCGAAAUUUAAAACCUGAACAAAUUUCGUUGGAAGUACUUCGAGGAAAGGGACAAUUGAGAAAUUUGGAGCUUAAUGAAGAAGUUAUUUCUGAACGGUUAGAGUUUCCGCCUUGGUUGAAAAUUGUAAAGGCGCAUUGCUCGAGUGUGACUGUUAAAAUCCCCUGGACACAAAUUAAAUCUGCUCCGGUUCAACUGGUUGUUAUUCGACUAGUUACUCCAACUUCCCCAAAUAUUUUGAAAAAGACGAGCCCUACACAUAAUAAAUCUUAUGAUUUACCCGAGCGUGUAUUGGAAUGUCUUUCUUUGUAUGUCCAAUCUAUUGAAAUUUAUUUUGAGACGGAGAGUAAUUCUACAAUUAAUUUUGGGGGGUCAAUAAUGCUUUCCCAUUUGGUGCUAGAAAGUCGUAUGCCUAAUUUUCAUGAAUGGCCGAAUGGACAAAUUCCAAAAAUUAAUAUGACUAGAAUUCAUGAACGAACUUUAGGUCAAGUCCUUUUCUUUAAACAUGUUAGUUGGAGAGUUUUAAAAAUUGAAGCAAGUCACAAUAACAACAACAAUUUAAAUGAAAAACAAACUCGAAGAGGAAGUGCUUUAAAUUCUCCUUUACGUUUACUUACAGAAAAUGGACGUUGUCGAAUUACUAUAAAGAAAAAUACUGCAGAUUGUUCUCUCAUUGCUGGCCGAAUGGAAUUAUUAUUUGACGAAAUACAUUGGCUCGCCUAUAUGGCGCAUUUACGUUCUGCUAUAGACUUUUACCAGCAUAUUAUGUAUCUAGCAAAUUUAUCUUCUAAUAUUUUACCAAAACAAUUAAGUGUACAUCAAUUUGUGCAAAAGAAUGCAACAGUUUCUGCUUCUUCAGCUCCCCAUGUCUCUAGUAGUAACAUUAAUGUUUUUCGUCAACACGAUAUUACUCAAUCCUCACAUCAUUUAUUAAUUUCACGAAUCGAUUUACAUUUGUGUGAUGAUUCUUCUGCUGAAGAUCUCCCACCCGAUUGGAAUAUCGAUAGUGGAGCAAUGCAAGCCACUAUACUCAAACUUCGUGUCGACUUUUAUCCGCAACACAAAGUUUUUGAGACUGAUGGAAAACAAUCUUCACGUUCUAAUUGGUUGCGUUAUGUGGCACCAAAUACUUUUACUGAUUUAGCUAAUCGACAGUUGGAUCAUCAUUUUGGCUUAAUUAACAGCAAAAUGGACUCCAACACACGUUUGCGUUUUGAACGUAUAUGGCCUCAAUUAGUUUCUGCAAAUGUAGUUAUUCGUAUUGAGGAUUUAAUUAUUCAGGCAAUUUCUGAACGUAGUACAAAAAAAGAUGAUAUUAGUUAUCUUAUAGAAGUAAAUCAAAGUUUAAAAAAUAGGAUGCCUCAACCUUUAUCUUUUGCACAUUUGGAGAUUACUAGUUAUAAUUUUCCUGCAACUGACAGUUAUCCAGUUCCACCAAAUUCUGUUUAUUUAAUGUUGGCACCUUUUGUAUUAAUUCCUGAUACAAAAUCUAUUCGUUGGUUAAUUUAUGCAUUUGAAAAUAUUUUAAAUUCUUUCGAAGCACCUCAACAUUCUAUUAUUAAACAAGAUAAUUCUAACGAUAAACAAGUUGAAAUUAGAAUUGAAAUGAUUAUGCCAAAAAUUAUGCUCAAUCCAGAUAAUUUAACAUUAACUCUAUCAACAUUAUUAAAUAAAAAAGAAGAUGAAGAAGAAUCAACCCGAAAUUUUUCUUCUUCUUCAAAUAAUCAAGACAAACAACCACCACCAAUUAAUAAUAACCAAAAUUCUCCAAUUUUUCCAAAAAGAUUUUUUAUUCAUUUAACAACAAUUUUAUUCUCAAAUUAUACAUUACUCAGCGAUACAGACAUUAAUAUUCAACUUAAAUUUCCUCGAGUGCUUAAAUCUAAAGCUCAACGUUAUUCUACUUUAAAUUUUAUUAAACUUGUUGAAAAUUUGUGUUUUGAUAAUUCUAUUGGAGAAGAAAAAGAAGAAUAUUUAAUGUUACAAACAAUUUUAAGAAGAAUAGGUUUUUUUUUUAUUUUUUAUAUUUUACACAGUUGA